GACUCGGCCCUUUCCGCCUCGCUCCCGCCCCGCUCUCGGGUCGCUGCGCAGAGACCGGGCCCCGCCGCCACCGCUUCCCCCCCUACCCCUUCAGCCGGCACCGCCGCCAUGAUCAUCUACCGGGACUGCAUCAGCAAUGACGAGAUGUUUUCCGACAUCUACAAGAUCCGGGAGGUGGCGGGCGGGCUGUGCCUCGAAGUCGAGGGGAAGAUGGUGACACGGACAGAGGGGCAGAUCGACGACGCGCUGAUUGGUGGCAACGCCUCGGCUGAGGGCCCCGAUGGGGAGGGCUCAGAGGCCACCGUGGUCACCGGCGUGGACAUCGUCAUGAACCACCACCUGCAGGAGACGAGCUUCACCAAGGAGUCCUACAAGAAGUACAUCAAGGACUACAUGAAGGCAAUCAAAGCCAGACUUGAGGAACACAAGCCAGAAAGAGUAAAGCCUUUUAUGACUGGGGCUGCAGAACAAAUCAAACACAUCCUCGCAAACUUCAAAAACUACCAGUUUUUUGUAGGUGAAAACAUGAAUCCAGAUGGCAUGGUGGCUCUCCUGGACUUCCGUGAGGAUGGCGUGACACCCUAUAUGAUUUUCUUUAAGGAUGGUUUAGAAAUAGAGAAAUGUUAACAAAGCCAAGCAAUAUCAUUUGUGGAUCACCUGUCGUCAUGACUGGCUGCUGGGUUUCUUUUUUAUUUUUUCCUCAUCAACACAACACCAGGACUUGGCAAUGUGUAACAACUGGACUGAUUGUCAUCUUGAGCUUCAUUCACUUUAUUUUGACCCUGAUUGGAGUGGAGGCAUUGUUUUUAAAACAUCUGUCAUGUAGGUUGUCUAAAAUAAAAACUCAUUUAAACCCAUUUUAGGUAAUGCCUCUUAGUCUAAUGUGUUUCUUGAGUGAGCUUUUCAAUAAGCUUGCUGCAAGGUUUGUGCCUAAGGAUCCUGUACUUCGCAGUAGUAUAGUGUUGUCCUAGCACACUUCAGCAUAAGACUGUCUUCAGAUAAACUUCAUGCAAUUUGCUACUUCUGACGCCUGGAAUGCAAGAGCAGGCUCCUCACCUCUGCCAGCCUGAGGUGACUAAGGGAGUUGCCCAAAGAAGUGCCAACAGUGCAGUGGACCUUCUGCAUCUCUUGCCAUUCUACACACUGAAGUAAUCAACUCUCUGGAGGAGAUACCAAAAACUAAUAAAAAUGAAACCGAAUAUCAGCAACAUAA
This is a messenger RNA of Gavialis gangeticus (Gharial), 1213 nucleotides long. RefSeq names its product tumor protein, translationally-controlled 1 (gene TPT1). Bases 109 to 627 code for a protein of 172 amino acids. The record is from RefSeq and is a predicted model, not a curated record. Gene Ontology annotation, molecular function: calcium ion binding. The transcript is spliced from 6 exons. Lineage: Eukaryota; Metazoa; Chordata; Crocodylia; Gavialidae. Gene Ontology annotation, cellular component: cytoplasm.